AUGUUUGUCGAGUACCGACGCCAGUUCGAGAGAUCCCUGCGGAAACCAGGCCAUUUAUCAGAUCUAUUGACAUACUGCGAACAAAAGUCUGGUCUUGAACGAAAUGUUAUAGCGUAUGGUUCUUUGGUUUUAUUAUUCAUUUAUGUCCUGAUUGGAUACGGUGCGGAGAUUCUGGUCCUUUUAGUGGGAUUCGUUUAUCCGGCUUAUCAAUCUGUAAAAGCGAUUGAAACACAACAGAAGGAGGACGAUACUCAGUGGCUGAUUUACUGGGUUGUAUUUGCGUUCGUCCAACUCGUUGAAGGAUGCACCUUUUCGCUGCUUACAUAUCUCCCCUUUUAUUUUAUACUAAAGGUAUGGAAGUUAAAUUCAUACUCACUUUCAUUCGUAUGUACAUUUGGUUCGGAAUUCCGAAAGAUAUCUUUCGGAACAUGA
Messenger RNA from Echinostoma caproni, 432 nucleotides. The record is from the annotation of a GenBank genome assembly. Lineage: Eukaryota; Metazoa; Platyhelminthes; Trematoda; Plagiorchiida; Echinostomatidae.